Molecule: messenger RNA, 1257 nt
Organism: Lactuca saligna
Lineage: Eukaryota; Viridiplantae; Streptophyta; Magnoliopsida; Asterales; Asteraceae
Source: the annotation of a GenBank genome assembly
AUGGCUUUACAAAACAUUGGUGCAAGCAACAGCGAUGAUGCCUUUUACAGAUACAAAAUGCCAAAAAUGAUUACAAAAAUCGAAGGGCGUGGAAAUGGAAUCAAAACAAAUAUAGUCAACAUGGUUGAUGUGGCAAAAGCUUUGGCUCGUCCACCUUCUUAUACCACUAAAUAUUUCGGGUGUGAACUCGGUGCACAAUCAAAAUUCGAUGAAAAGACGGGUGUGUCCCUGGUGAACGGGGCCCACGACACUUCAAAACUCGCGGGUCUUCUCGAAAAUUUCAUAAAAAAAUACGUUCAGUGUUACGGAUGCGGGAAUCCCGAAACUGAAAUCUUGAUUACAAAAACUCAAAUGGUGCAGUUGAAAUGUGCUGCUUGUGGGUUUGUGUCUGAUGUGGACAUGAGGGAUAAGCUGACGUCAUUUAUUUUGAAAAAUCCACCAGAAGUGAAAAAGGGUGGGAAAGAUAAGAAGGCCAUGAGAAGGGCAGAAAAGGAAAGAUUAAAAGAAGGUGAAGCUGCUGAUAAAGUACAAAAGAAGUUGACUAAAGAUGUUAAGAAGAAAGAUGUGAAGCCGACAAAAAAGAAAGGAAAUGCAUCUGACGAGGAUCAUGUCUCGCCAACUGUCAGCCAGGCUGGCGACAAAGAUGAUUCGGAAGAUGACGGGGACGUCCAAUGGCAGACCGACACGUCAGCGGAGGCCGCCAGACAACGGAUUCAAGAACAGCUCAGUUCUGUUACCGCUGACAUGGUGAUGUUAGCAACCGAGGAGCCGAAAAAAGUCAAAGCGGUCAAUGGGAAUGGGAAUGGGAAUAAUAAGAAGCUUGCUGACGUGGCGAAGGAGAAUAUUAAAAAGGGUGUUUCACCGAAGGAGUUGAUGGGGAUUCUGUCGGGGUCGAAACAAGAGAAUGCGAGUGCUAUUUAUGAAGCGGUGGUUGAUGGUGUGGAAAAAGGGUUUGCAAAACAUGUGUUGAAAAAGAAGAGUUAUUUGGCGGCUGUGGUUGGUGAAGGGGCGGAAUCGCAGAUUCUGGUGUUGAGGGCGAUCGAGGAGUUUUGUCGGAAUGGGAAUGGGAAUGCGGUUAAGGAGGUUCCGCUUGUGUUGAAGGCGUUGUAUGAUGUUGAUAUUUUGGAAGAGGAGUAUGUGGUGAAGUGGUAUGAGGAGGGGUUGAGUGGCGGGAAUAAGGAGUCGUUGAUUUGGAAGAAUGUGAAGCCGUUUGUGGAGUGGCUUCAGAGUGCGGAAUCGGAAUCGGAAGAAGAAUAG